This is a messenger RNA of Humulus lupulus (European hop), 1668 nucleotides long. Its product is annotated as serine/threonine-protein kinase RIPK-like. The coding region runs from base 205 to 1353 and encodes 382 amino acids. Gene Ontology annotation, biological process: protein phosphorylation. Gene Ontology annotation, molecular function: ATP binding; protein kinase activity. The transcript is spliced from 5 exons. NCBI's taxonomy places the organism in Eukaryota, Viridiplantae, Streptophyta, Magnoliopsida, Rosales, Cannabaceae. The record is from RefSeq and is a predicted model, not a curated record.
UUCCCAUUUGUCUAGCUUGGACGGUAGUUGGUAUUAAAUCUUAAAACCCAUUUGAAGCCUUCAAAAACAUUCCUCUAAAUUCAUAUUCUUCCCCAUCCAUUUUCUUAGGUUACAAACAUCUCAUUUUAUAGAAGAUCAAAGACCAAAAAGUUGUAUCUUAGAAGUGAAGAAGACGAACAAAGCAAAAACGACUAUUGUUUACGAAUGACAGAAAAGAAAACCACAUGGAGAUGUUUGCUCACUAGUUGUUACAAAGCCGAUUCCGCCCCCACGAAUCCGAACAAAGCGGUAACAAAAACGACGUCGUUUGAGAGGCUUUCUCUGUCAGAUUUGAGUAAUACCAGCUCGACACUUUCCGAAGAUCUCUCCACCGAUUCUAUUAUCCACGUUUUUACACUCACCGAGCUAAAGGUCAUAACCGAAUGUUUCUCGUCGAGAAACUUAAUUGGCAAAGGUGGGUUCGGCCCGGUCCAUAAGGGGUUCGUCGAUGACAAUAUUAAGCCUGGUUUGAGGGCCCAGCUGGUGGCGGUCAAGGCCAUGAACUUGGAUGGAACUCAAGGCCAUAGGGAGUGGUUGAGUGAGGUGGUUUAUCUGGGUCUAUUGAGGCAUCCACACCUUGUGAAGCUCAUUGGGUAUUGUUGUGAAGAAGAAUAUAGACUACUCGUCUAUGAAUACAUGCCAAAAGGCAGCUUAGAGCAUCAACUUUUUACAAGAUAUAAUGUUCCUCUACCAUGGUCAACGCGGAUGAAAAUCGCGCUUGGAGCUGCAAAGGGUCUUGCUUUCUUACAUGGAUAUAAACAACCAGCCAUACAUAGGGAUUUUAAGCCUGCAAACAUCUUAUUAGACUCCGAUUACACUCCAAAGCUCUCUGAUUUUGGGCUCGCAAAAGAUCCUGAUUCCGAAGAUGAGGGCACUGUGGUGUCAACUCCGAUAAUGGGCACUGAAGGUUACGCUGCGCCUGAAUAUAUCAAGAAAGGUCGCUUGACAGCAAUGAUCGAUGUUUAUAGCUUCGGCGUGGUACUGUUGGAGCUAAUAACGGGGAGAAAGUCGUUGGACAAGAAACGGCCGACUAGCGAGUAUAGCUUAGUAGAUUGGACUAGGCCCAUGUUGAUCGAUCCGAGAAUGCUUAGCCAGAUAAUGGACCCCAGAAUGGAAGGCUUAUACAGCGUAACAGGAGCGAAAAAAGUCGCCACAUUGGCUUACCAAUGUCUGAGCCGCCAGCCCAAACAUCGACCCACGAUGAGGACCGCCGUCCAAACUCUGGAACUACUGAUGGACUUCGACGACUUAUCGACUUCGGCGCCUUUUGUGUACACAAUUCCACUUCCCAUGACCAGAGCAGGCAACGUUUAAGGUCCCCAAAGUCCCCAAAUUUUUACUAUUCGGAAAAUGGGGUGACACAGGACCAUAGUCCAUAAAAAUUGUGUGAAGUGUGUAAACGGCCACCACAAAGACAAGGGAGCUUAGAGUAAUGUGGUUAGAAUAGAGUGACAGAUACUGUUAAUUGAAAGAGAGCUUAGACUAAAUCUGAAUUAUAGCUCUUCAAAAUGUGAAGAUUUUUUUUUUAAUAUUGAAUUGUUUAUAUAAAAUGUAAUAUCAUUAUUAUUUCAUUUUGUAGAUUUUUUUCAAUAGUGAGAAAAUACCAACUCAUUGGAAUAUCUUGAAGGA